AUGCAGGCCGGAACUGGGGUUCGCGCGAGACUCCCGGCCCCUGCCCUGGGGCCCGCGGGGCCUCCGCCUUACCCUCGCUCUGGAUCUGUUUCCCUGUCGUCUUCGUCUGUCGUCUCGUCUUCGCGCUCGUCGUUCCUUCCUUCUGCGCAGUCCGCCUUGUCUCACCUUUUUGCGACGUCUGCGGCUCCUUCCGGUCCGGCUGCAUCUCUCUCGUCUUUCCGCGGGGGCGAAGGCUGGCCUCCGAGCGGCGCAGCCCCGCAUGUGAUGAUUCAGUGUCAAGGCCGGCGGAUUCUGCAGACCUCGGGGGCCGCUGUGCCUCAGAGUCACGUCUCCGCUGGAAGCUCGGAACCGGGUCUUUCUGGGCAGCUCGCCCUUCUUCGUCCGCUGACGCUGACUGCGUCCCCGUUUACACCUCAGUUCACAGUCUCUCCUCCGACGCCGCCUCGCUCCGCUGCAACCUCGCACACCGUCCUGCCCGCUGCCUCUUCGUCCAGAGGGUCUCCUCGGCGAGCGAGGCCGAGUGCUUCCGGACCCGAAACAGUAUCUUCGUCUCUGUCCUCUACGCUCCCUGUCCCUGCGUCGUUUCCUCUUUCCAUGUCUGCCUUUUUAUCGGGGUCGCCCCGGCUGCCCGACUCGGGGCGGUCGGCCCCUCCCUGCGCCCCCGCCGCAGCGCCGGUGCCGGCCCCGGUCUCGUCCAACGGGGUCGCAGGCGCGGCGUCUGAGGCGGGGGGGGCGCGCCGGUCGGGCGACGAGCCGGGGGGGGAGGUGCCGAGCGAGCUCGGCAUCUCGGAGCUCGCUGCAAGUCCGGGAGAAAGCUCAACGUUCGCUGAGGAGAAUCUCCACCCUCUGCGGCGAGCCUGGGUGGGGUGGCGCUGCCUGUGCUACGCGGACCCGCCGCCGGGGACGACGCCGCUGGAGCGGUUUCGCGUGAACGAGGGCAUUUCUCACAUCGUCGGCUUCGGCGCAGAGACCUGCGUGCUCUCAGACAGCGCAGAGGACACAGAGGGCAGCGAAGACGACGAGACGCGGAGGGAGUUCCGCCCCGAAGAUGAGCAGGCCAGCAACGCCGCGUGGGACGCGGGCGCCCAGCUGAGGAAGAGGCGGCGCGCGGGAGAGGCAGAAAGAGAGAAGAAAAGAAGGCAAAAGACGAGUGCCAUGUGGGCAGUGCGCUCCGGUGGCGAGAGACUCGCCCGGGAUCUGCUGCUCACUCGUCAAACUGGAGGCCCCUUCGAGAAAGAAAUCCUCGAGUUCCUUGGGAGGCAGCACGUUCACCGGAAUCACGCAUUCGAUCAAGUCCUUGCGGAGCUCGAAGCAGAGCGCCUGAGGUACGAGGAGAGUGCAUGCCUGUCGAGCCCAGCGGGGCUGGGGACUUCCGGCAGAAGCCGCGCGAGGCCAUCGGCAGGCCCCGACGCCUCCAAUAUUGCCGAAGUCGAUCAGGAGGCAGUCGCCGCUGCGCUCAGCAGCAUGCCGUCGAUGCGGCAGUUUGCGGAGACUGUGCGGCUUGAGGCGCUCGAGCGCGACCUAGAGAGCCGCCUGAGCGCCUGCGAAGCGAGGAAAGCGAAGCUGAAAACUCUCUGCGCGAAGGCGCGGAAAGAGAGAGAGUGUGUUCACCAAGAGCAUGAAGAGUUGACGGCAAAAGAGAGAAGGAAACUCGACCGGGAGCAGAGCGCGACCCAGGACUCGCCGUUCCGACCGUCCUCGUGA
Besnoitia besnoiti is the source of this 1704-nucleotide messenger RNA. RefSeq lists its product as uncharacterized. The coding region runs from base 1 to 1704 and encodes 567 amino acids. The transcript has 4 exons. Lineage: Eukaryota; Apicomplexa; Conoidasida; Eucoccidiorida; Sarcocystidae. The record is from RefSeq and is a predicted model, not a curated record.